CACUAGCACGAUUUAAAAGUAAUGUUUAUUUCACUUUUAAGGCACACAUCUCGAGCUUACUACGUUCAUUUCGCUAUUGUUUUGUUGUUGCUUGUUGUUAACUGUAAGAAGUCGAAACGCAAAACAUUUCACUAUCACGGACGGGCAACGACAGCGUACACUAAAAAGAUCUGUGCGGAAUUGGACAGUACAUUGAGAGCUCGUCACAAAACAUGUUUUCUACGGCCAGACUCCGGUCCGUGUCGAGCGGACAUCGUUCAGUGGUACUUCGACGUGAAACAACACAGAUGCUACAGAUUCUUUUGGGGCGGUUGCCAAGGAAACGGUAACAAAUUCGAAACUGAAAAGGAAUGCCGAGACUACUGUUAUCUUAAUACCACAACUGCAAUACUACAAAUACCACACUUCUGUUCCUUGAGCUUCGACUAUGGAACAUGCUUCGGGUAUUACCAUCGAUGGACUUGGGAUAAAUUUUUUAAAACUUGCAAGCGUCGCUUGUAUUCCGGUUGCGGUGGAAACCAGAAUAAUUUCGAGACACGAGCAGAAUGCUUCUCCACUUGUCUCAAGCCGCCAAACAAUACGCUGCAACAGCGUUAUCAACGCUUCACGACUUGUGUCCCGUUCAACAUCGACGACUUGAUGUAAAAAUAGUUUUUGUUAAACUCACUGUUCUCUCCGAAACACCUAAACUCCGACACAAAAGUCAUUACCUACAACAAAAUAAAAAAAU
Molecule: messenger RNA, 730 nt
Organism: Bombyx mandarina (wild silkworm)
Lineage: Eukaryota; Metazoa; Arthropoda; Insecta; Lepidoptera; Bombycidae
Product: BPTI/Kunitz domain-containing protein
Molecular function (GO): serine-type endopeptidase inhibitor activity
Source: RefSeq, a predicted model, not a curated record